This is a messenger RNA of Lodderomyces theae, 4656 nucleotides long. It is a transcript of the gene SEC3, whose product is annotated as GTP-Rho binding exocyst subunit. The record is from RefSeq and is a predicted model, not a curated record. Gene Ontology annotation, biological process: exocytosis; Golgi to plasma membrane transport. Bases 1 to 4656 code for a protein of 1551 amino acids. NCBI's taxonomy places the organism in Eukaryota, Fungi, Ascomycota, Pichiomycetes, Serinales, Debaryomycetaceae. Gene Ontology annotation, molecular function: phosphatidylinositol-4,5-bisphosphate binding. Gene Ontology annotation, cellular component: exocyst; plasma membrane. The transcript has a single exon.
AUGUUCAGAAGUCCGGGAAAAAGUAAACUGAAGCAGCACCAAGCUGAAGGUCAUCAUCAGUACACUUCGCAACGUCAACAAACACAACAAGGUCGUAUUCCACCGCCACCAUCCUCCCAACACCAACAACCAUAUCGUACAACGCAACAAAAUUCUUUCCAUCCCCAUGGGAACUCAAAUUACUCUCCAUUACCAGGUGAUAAUGGUGCCCCCUCUCCCAUAAAGUCAUCAUUUGGAUCAAUUGGUCGUGAGGGGUUUACCGGAGGCUCUGCUACCCCGGGUUCGCCGAGUGAAAUUAGUGCUCACUCCAACCCAGAACAGCAACAUAAACAAACGGGGGACAAGAUUACCGCAGAUUGCUACUCCAAGAGCAUUUUGAGUAAUGGACAAAAGGUACACGAGGUCUCCUACAUAGCACACAUCAGCGUGCAAGAGUUUCCUCACUUCUCCACCCACCCACCGCCACCCAAUGUCAACCCGGGGCCACCAAAGAACAGAAUAUUGGUAUUGUGUAAGAAGUAUUCGGGUAGAAUGUUGUUGCAAAAGGGAAAGUUUCUGGAGGAGGGGCGGUUUCAAGUUGGAAGAACUUGGGAUUUAUCUGAGUUGCUGUUUGUGAAGAAAGCCGGGUCGGACGGAAUGAUUUUGACCAUCACCAAAGAUUACUACUGGAGGUGUGAUGAGGACGAAUCGAGGAUUUGGAAAUUUUGUCGGUAUUUGUGUCAGUACUAUGGAAUCGCCACUGGACAUUAUCCAAGAAUGGAUGGGUUUUCAGUGAAUGAAUUUAUGUUGCCAGCUGUGCCCAAAUCACCAACACAAACUGCUAGUCCGACUUUCCAAUCCAUUCCGAGACAGGAACCCACUAGAACCCAUCUAGCUUCACCAAAACCGGAUUCAACUCAUGCAACAAAAUCAUUGAGACAGAAGAUCAUCCACAAGCCGUCAAUAUUUUCCCUGGAUAAACUGUCUCAUAACGGCAAACAAAAUGUGGAGCAUGUAUCAGCGCCAGCAGCUAAAGCUAAUCCUACACAUAAGAAAACUCUUAGUGGUGGUACAUACAAUGGCUUGGAUUUCACCGUUAAUGGUCAGUUGCCAAAGAAACCCAUGCAGGUCAUGCAAAGAGAUUCCUCUUCAAUGAACAAAUCGCAAACUUCACUUGACCCAAGUUUAAAAGCAUCAUCCUACCAAAGAGAAACCGACCCGGGACAGCAAAAUUUCAAUCAAAUGGCUAAUAGGAACGAUGAUAAAAGCAUUCAAAAUACUACUAAAGAUCAAAGUUAUUAUGCGCCACACGCUGAUUCUAUGACCACGGUGGAUGGUAGACAAAACAGUGGUACCGAAAACAGUCACAAGUCGCAUCCUUAUGCACAAAAGCUUGUGAAUGAGGAUUCGAGAAGUCUUAUGAGUAGUGACUCUCAUAGUUUUGUGUUUGGGGCCAAUGAUUUGAAAGACAGUAAGCAAGAUCAGUCCACAAGGGGUACCGAUUAUAGUACAUCGCCAUAUAAGACCAAAACUACACCUCAGCAGGGCGCUGUCAAAAGUAUGCUCGAGCCUCUUGAAUCAGUUAAGGAGCGUGGCGAUUCAAAACCCGAAUUGAACUACAACAACGGACAAACAUUGGAAGAGUUUCCAUCGGUUGAGCAAGCAAGGGAACGGGAAGGAUCAUCCUCGUCAAUUCCUAGGUCUGCCAAGAACUCAAUAGGCAGCGAGAGGGUCAAUCAUCAAAGAGAUGAUCUUGCUAGUGCUUCUUCUCAAAAGAGAUCUCUGGUAACAGGGCUGGGAGGCGUGUACAGCCAUCAGCGAACGCGACUGCAAGGGGGCUCUUCUUGGAGCUUCAACGAUCGUAAAAGGGAUACAACUGAUCAGUCUGGCGUCUAUAAACAGUCCAACAAUUUGCCUAAUGAUUCAAUGUUUAUCGAAGAGUCCACACAAUUGGAAGGAAGUAACAACGUAGGCAAGCACAUGAAGGAGUUGGAAGGAAUGUUGGAUUCUCAUAUAAGUGGUGGUGUACAUGAUGACUCAUUUGACUUUAAUGAGGUUGUUAACUUGAAUGAUGAGCCCGAGAAACCAAUUGCAACCCAUGCAAAAGCACCUCAGAUAAGCAAUGUUGAUUCUACUUUGGAUGAUGAUGAUGAUGAUGAUGAUGACACUCAUAGUAUUUUGGAAGAAACAUUUGAACCAGGCUUGAACAUAUCUAAGAAAACACCAACUCCUACACAUGAAGGUCUUACUACCCGUUCUUUGUUACCUGACUUCGAAAGAGAUGUGGAAGCUGAGGAGUUGUUGAGAGAAUUGAACUGGAGCUCUAGCAUGGAUGCCGAUACGCUUGUCAAAAGCUUGAACAAAGAGUUGAACAAGACUAAACAGGAGACUGUUAAGAGAUUAGUUGAUAUUGAUUUAUCCACCACUACCGCGAAUGACAUUGGUGCUGCAAGUAGUGAAGUUGAACACAUGCUCCGCAUAUUUCAAAAAAUGGAAAUCAACUUUAAGAUGUUGAAUGCAGACGUGAAUGUUAUCGAUGAGAAUUCGAAAGGAUUGCAGUUGAAAUUUGUCAAUAAAAAGUCAUUGUACGAUGGUUUGAAUGGUAUAUUGUCCAAAGUAUCUGUUGGCGCCGAAGACUUGCGAGAUAUAGGCGAAUUUAAAAACUUUGGCACGACAAGUGCUAUUGGCGCCCUUGAAUCCAAGUUGUUGAAUUUGUACAAUGGUUUGAUCACGAUAAGAUCAGACUCUUCACAUGUUAAUGAUGGACAAGAUUUGAGCUCAUUGAAAGCGUUACAACAAUACAAGAGCAAGUACGAAAGUGUCAGUAGCAGAUUCGUGAGGCAUUUCUAUGAAUUCAUGAAGACUAGGAUUGAUAUUAUUGCUAGAGAAUUGUUGAGCGAUGUGGAAAAUGAGGACCCCAGAUCGAUUUCCCAGCGUUUAUCUCAACUUCUUGUGUACAGUGGAAUUACGUACUAUUUGAAGGAGAUUGGCAAAGACUAUUUUUAUGAAAUCAACAACUUAUUCAAUGUGACAUUUUCAAAAGUCUUGGAGAAAUCAUUGAAGGGCAAAUUGAAGAAGAUGAAAUCUGAUCAAAGGCAACGUCGCUCAAAAUUGGGCUCGUCCCAAAUGGAACCAUCAGCAAUAUCCACAGGGAGAAGACUGCAGAGAUUUUCGUCGACUCCCCCAUUGCAUAAUGAUUCAGAUAUUGAGGAUGAUAUGGAGGAUGAUGAAGAUUUUGCUCCGUUAAGAAAAGGAAGGUCUCUGAGAUUUGCAAGAAAAGGAGCUGGGACCAGUCAGAGUAUCAACAAAAACAGGGAACUUGAUUCGGAAAAGCAGGAGCAGUUGGAGUCUCUAAAGAGGCAUAUGAUCGGCAAAGGAGGGUCUAGCGACGAGUUGGAAGAUUCCAAAUCCGUGAUAGGACUUAUUGAAGGGGCCAAGAUGAUUGUGAUGAUUUUCCAAUAUUUCAUUGUUUCAUUCUUCCAUUAUGAUGCUGCAACGCUUGAUUUUGCCGAGUUUUUAGAAACCAAGCCAUUUGACACUAGAGAGCAGUUUGCUGAUCCUGCGUAUUUUGCCGAUCUUGAUUUCACUGAUAUCGGUAACAAUUAUUCAGUUUCCAAUGAUGUAAUUGUGAACCUUGACAAAGUAUUGGGUGGGUUUAUUACUACGUUUAUCAAGAUUGUCAAUCCUAUUGAUAUCAAUGUACCUGUGAUUUUGUUGCAUAUUGAGGAUAUAAUGAAAUUAGUUCAGGAAUCAAUGAUUAAUCAAGACUUUUUAAUCUACAAUUUUCUUCAAUUGGUUAGUGAAAAGUACGAAAGCCAGUGGAGAAAGUUUGUCAAUGGGCAAAUUGACGCAAUCAAGAGCUCAACGAUUGUUCCAAACAGUGGUAUACUAUCAUCAGUUAAACAAGUCAAUUAUAUCUUGUUGAUCACCGAGACAUCGAUAGGCGGUCGUGACAUCAAGGGAACCAAGGUUCGUGCCAUUAUCGAUAAGACGUAUGUCGAGUUGACCGAUGCGUUAAUCAAUUUGUUUUCAAGAAAGGAUCCAUUAGUGAAUAGUGGAGGGUUUGACGAUAAGGAGCGUGAAUACAAAAAUGUGGCCAUUUUAGAAAACAUCUUUUACAUUUUACAGCAGCUUAAUGAUAUUGGAUCGGCGAACAGUUCCACUAAGAAAUUGCUGGAGAAGUUGACGCAAAAUUUCAAACGAAUUGAGGACAUCUACUUUGCCAAACAAGUUUACAAAUCCAUUGGCAAAUUAGUUGAUUUUAUCGAAGAUUGUGAGAAGUCUUCUGCAAUUGCCUCGUCAACGCAUCAUCAUCAUCAACUGAAUCUGGCAACUCAAUCAAUCAAACAACAACAUCACCACCACCAGCAAAAGAAACUUGCCAAGUCGCUAUUGACGCAAUAUAGUGAGGAUGACAUUAAGGUCAAGGUUGAACUGAUUCAUGAUUCGUUGGAAAAGCAUUUCCGUAAAAGUUAUGAUCAAUCUGGUGGACGUAGCGGUAAUGAUAAUUUAUUCACUCGUGAUUUGAUCGAUAAAUUAUGGAGCGAUUUGGAGACGGUUUUCAUUGAUUAUUUUACAAGGUUGGGAAAGAUUUUGAGGCUGCAUUUCGAUAGAGAGAUGGAUUAUCAUGUGGGAAGACAGGAUAUACAUCACAUAUUUAGAUCGAUUAGAGGGUAA